Molecule: messenger RNA, 3258 nt
Organism: Stegostoma tigrinum
Lineage: Eukaryota; Metazoa; Chordata; Chondrichthyes; Orectolobiformes; Stegostomatidae
Gene: copb2
Product: COPI coat complex subunit beta 2
Exons: 22
Coding region: 131-2932 (933 amino acids)
Biological process (GO): endoplasmic reticulum to Golgi vesicle-mediated transport; retrograde vesicle-mediated transport, Golgi to endoplasmic reticulum; intra-Golgi vesicle-mediated transport
Cellular component (GO): COPI vesicle coat
Molecular function (GO): protein binding; structural molecule activity
Source: RefSeq, a predicted model, not a curated record
UGAUUGGAGCGGCGUCUCUCGCGAACGUUGCGGAAAUCCCGUGUUUCGUGGCUGAGGAGGAAGCUCCACGUCAGAGGAGCCAUCAGUCCGGCCGGGCCUGGGUGUGGGCGCAGGCUGAGGUGCUGCAGCGAUGCCUCUGAGACUAGACAUCAAACGGAAGCUGACUGCUCGGUCUGACCGAGUGAAAAGUGUUGACUUGCAUCCAAGUGAGCCAUGGAUGUUGGCCAGUCUUUACAAUGGCAGUGUCUGCGUGUGGAACCAUGAAUCCCAAACUCUUGUGAAGACAUUUGAAGUGUGCGACCUACCUGUCAGGGCAUCCAAGUUUGUGGCACGAAAGAACUGGGUCAUCACAGGAGCAGAUGACAUGCAAAUCAGAGUCUUCAAUUACAACACACUGGAGAGAGUUCACAUGUUUGAGGCUCAUUCAGAUUACAUACGUUGUAUUGCAGUUCACCCAACUCAACCUUACAUCUUGACCAGCAGUGAUGACAUGCUUAUCAAACUGUGGGAUUGGGAGAAGAAGUGGACCUGCACCCAGGUUUUUGAAGGGCACACUCAUUAUGUUAUGCAAAUUGUCAUCAACCCAAAAGACAACAACCAAUUUGCCAGUGCAUCCUUAGAUAGGACCAUUAAGGUGUGGCAGCUUGGGUCAUCCUCACCUAAUUUCACCUUGGAAGGCCAUGAAAAAGGAGUGAACUGCAUUGACUACUAUAGUGGUGGUGAUAAGCCCUAUCUGAUUUCUGGAGCUGACGAUCGCCUAGUUAAAAUCUGGGAUUACCAGAAUAAGACUUGUGUUCAGACACUGGAGGGCCAUGCUCAGAAUGUCUCUUGUGUGAGCUUCCAUCCUGAACUUCCAAUUAUCAUCACUGGAUCAGAGGAUGGUACUGUUCGUAUCUGGCAUUCAAGCACUUACCGCCUAGAAAGUACUCUGAAUUAUGGGAUGGAACGAGUCUGGUGUGUGGCAAGUCUGAGAGGCUCCAACAAUGUAGCUCUUGGCUAUGAUGAAGGCAGUAUCAUCAUUAAGCUGGGACGUGAAGAACCUGCAAUGUCGAUGGAUGCUAGUGGUAAAAUUAUUUGGGCCAAGCAUUCUGAAGUCCAGCAGGCUAACCUGAAAGCAAUGGGAGAUACUGAGAUAAAAGAUGGUGAAAGACUGCCUUUGGCUGUGAAGGACAUGGGAAGCUGUGAGAUUUAUCCACAGACAAUUCAACAUAAUCCCAAUGGAAGGUUUGUGGUUGUCUGUGGUGAUGGUGAAUACAUUAUCUACACAGCAAUGGCGUUGAGAAAUAAGAGCUUUGGAUCUGCACAGGAGUUUGUAUGGGCACACGAUUCUUCUGAAUAUGCAAUCAGGGAAAGCAACAGUGUAGUGAAAAUAUUCAAAAAUUUUAAAGAAAAGAAAUCAUUUAAGCCUGAUUUUGGAGCAGAAGGCAUCUAUGGAGGGUUCCUCCUCGGUGUCCGCUCAAUGAAUGGCUUGGCAUUUUAUGACUGGGACACCACUGAGCUCAUCCGCCGAAUUGAAAUACAGCCCAAACAUAUAUUCUGGUCAGAUUCUGGUGAACUAGUGUGCAUUGCUACAGAGGAUUCCUUCUUUGUUUUGAAAUAUCUUGCUGAGAAAGUGGCUACGGCACAGGAAACACAUGAAGGAGUUACAGAAGAUGGCAUUGAAGAUGCCUUUGAGGUUCUUGGUGAAAUUCAAGAAAUUGUUAAGACUGGAUUGUGGGUAGGAGACUGUUUUAUCUACACCAGCUCUGUGAACAGGCUCAAUUACUAUGUUGGUGGAGAGAUUGUCACCAUUGCCCAUCUUGACAGAACAAUGUACCUCCUGGGUUAUAUCCCAAAAGAUAAUCGACUGUAUUUGGGAGAUAAAGAUUUGAACAUCGUCAGCUAUUCUUUGCUUGUCUCUGUGCUCGAGUACCAAACUGCAGUCAUGAGGAGGGACUUUUCCAUGGCUGACAAGGUUCUUCCCACAAUUCCAAAGGAACAGAGGACAAGAGUAGCACACUUCCUUGAGAAACAGGGUUUCAAAUCACAGGCUCUUGCAGUAUCCACUGAUCCAGAGCACCGCUUUGAGCUUGCACUGCAGCUUGGAGAGCUCAAGAUUGCAUAUCAAUUGGCAGUAGAAGCAGAGUCAGAACAGAAGUGGAAGCAGUUGGCAGAGCUUGCGAUCAGUAAGUGCCAGUUUACCCUUGCUCAAGAGUGUCUACACCAUGCACAAGAUUAUGGUGGACUGUUGCUGCUGGCUACUGCCUCAGGCAAUGCUCCAAUGGUUACCAAGUUAGCAGAAGUUGUCGAAAAAGAUGGCAAGAACAAUGUGGCCUUUAUGACUUAUUUCAUGCAAGGAAAGCUUGACAAUUGUUUGGAAUUGCUGAUAAAAACAGGACGUCUCCCGGAAGCUGCGUUUUUUUCCAGAACCUACUUGCCAAGUCAGGUUUCCAGGGUUGUGAAACUCUGGAGAGAGAAUCUUGCCAAAAUAAACCAAAAAGCUGCAGAAUCUCUUGCUGACCCCACAGAAUAUGAAAACCUAUUCCCAGGCCUAAAAGAAGCUUUUGUAGCUGAGCAGUACCUGAAAGAAACCAGCAAGACUAAAGAGAGACCUGCCAGGGAUUACCCUCUUGUCACUCCAAAUGAAGAAAGGAAUGUUAUUGAAGAGUCAAAAGACUUCACACCAUCUCAUCAUGGAGCAUCAGUUGAGAAUUCUAAAGGUGAACAGGAAACAGUGUCAAGUGUGUCUACACCAGUUGCACCAACGCUAGCAGAUGCAAAAGCUGUAUUAGAAUCAGACCCUGCUUGCGUGGUUACUGCAGCUAUCCCACAAGGAAUGGACAUUGAAACUAAAAAGUCUCUGACUGAUCUUGAUGAUGAUUUGGAUAAUUUGGAGUUGGAAGACAUAGACACUUCAGAUGUUAACUUGGAUGAAGAAUUUCUGGAUGAUUAAAUUGAAAACCAAGUAUAUUUAAAUGUGACCAAAUUUCUAUUAAUGAGUAAAUAUUCAGCAUUUGCUUUUAGAAGGAUAUUGCAAUUUGUUACGACUCUGGACAGUUCUAAAAUGGUAGAGCUGAUUGUCGCUGUCUUGCUGUCCAUUCUGAAAUGCAUUUUGCACCACACAACAGGUGGCACUGUUGUCAAACUAGCAGAUCAGAAUGUAUGGCUGCUAUUGAGACACCUGUAAAGUAAGUCAUGGAGCUAGUGAUGCAUAACUCCAUGGAAGUUUGUAUUGUGUUGUAUUAACUCCAAAUAAAACUAAUUACAUUUUUCAUGGGA